ACCGUCGCGCGGCGAUGACGUCGCGGGGGCCUGGCCGGGCGUCGCGGACUCCCGAGAUGGAGGAAAAGGAGCAAUUACGCCGGCAGAUCCGCCUCCUGCAGGGUCUGAUCGACGACUAUAAGAAUCACCACAGCAGCGCCCCUGCCCCUGCCCGGUGGCAGCCGUCUGCAUACAACAGCUGCCGGGCCUUUGGCACCCGCUACCCGCGGCCGAGCCGGAGGGGCUUCACCCCGAACCGCGGACCCGAGUGGCGCAAGAAGUACUCCCUAGUGAACCGGCCGCCGGGCGCCCCGGACCCGCCCGCCGAUGGCGCCCCGCGCCCGCCGCUGGCCGCGGAGGCCCGCCAGGGGCCCGACCCCCCGCAGGGUGGCCCCGAGAGGCAGGUGCAGCUCAGUUCGGAUCAGAACAUGGUCAUCAGGAUCAAACCGACGCCCUGCGCCGCGGGAGCCGGGCAGGGCACGUUGGAGGCACCUGCAGAGGCCCGCUGGGGCGAGCCCCCUCAGGGAGGCGAGGGCGAGCCCCCCGUGGGCCCCGCGCCGGCCAGGGGCAGCUGUGGCUCCGAGGACCCGCUCCUGGUGUGCCGCAAGGAGCCGGGCAAGCCGCGGGUGGUGACGUCGCUGAGCAGCGGCAACUCCGCCGAGCCCCGGCGUGCCGUCAGCGAGAGUGCCCUCACGGCCCGGCCCUGCCUACCCCGUGCCAGCCAGCCCCAGCGCAGCAGCACGGCCCUGGGCCAGCGGGGAGGUCUGUCCAUGGGAAGCUGUGGCUCCUCGGGUCCGACUGCCCCCUCCGGCUCAGCGGGGAACCCCUCCAGAUUGGCCCUGGGGGCCCGGCCUGCCCGCGAAGCUGCCGCUCUCGGAGCCUGUCGGAGUGGCAAGUUCCGGCGGAACAACUACAAGUGGGUGGCCGCCUCCGCCAAAAGCCCCCGGCCCAGUCGGAGGGCCGCAAGCCCCCGGGCCGCGGAGCAGGCUCGCAGGACACUCCCCGGGCCCGAGCCGGAGCCCCACACCCCGCCCGGGGCCUCCCCCAGCAAGUAUAAGUGGAAGGCAUCCAGCCCGGCGGUCUCCUCAUGCUCCUCCUUCCGCUGGCAGCCGGAGGCUGGCAGCAAGGACCUGAUCUCUCAGCUCUCUCCAAUCCCGUCGGGUUCUCCCCCUGGAGACACACCUGCCCAGCCGUCCCCCUCUGCUUACAAGGUGAAGAGUCGCACCAAGAUCAUACGCAGGCGGGGCAGUGCCAGCCUCUCCGGGGACAAGAAGAGCAGCUCUCCCCCCGUGGCCGCCACCAGGAGCCAGUUCAGCCUGAGGCGCAGACAGGUCCUGCGGACCAAGAGCAGCCCAGUGCUGAAGAAGACCCCGCACCGGGGCCUGGCGACACUCAGCAGGCAGCGAUUGAGCCAGCCUCAGGCCCGGGCAGCGCUCCCCAGCAGGGAAGUGUCCAGUGCCCACACUCUGCGGACCCCUCCCAGUAGCAAGGUGAUCAAGACCCGCUACCGCAUCGUGAAGAAGAAUUCCGCGUCACCUUCCUCUGUGCCCCUCGUGGCUCAGUCUGGGCCCUCCUGGCGCUCACGGCGCCUUGCCCUGUCCAGGUCCCUGGUGCUCAACCGUCUGCGCCCGGCCACGGGGACUGGGAAGGCUCAGCCCAGCUCCCCGGCGUGGCGAAACCCAGGCUACCGCUGCAUCGGAGGAACCCUCUACCGGGUGUCUGCCAACAAGCUCUCCAAGACUGCUAGUCGCCAGGGCGAUGCCGGGAGCAAGACACCCCUACGUGUGGGCCGACUGGACUCUGCCGGCAGCUGUGGUCGCUCCCUGGCUAGCCGGGCCGUGCAGCGUAGCCUGGCCAUCGUGCGGCAGGCAGGGCAGAGGCGGCGGAAAAAGGAGGAGGAGUACUGCACGUACUACAACCGCUUCGGCCGCUGCAGCCGCGGGGAGCACUGCCCCUACAUCCACGAUCCUGAGAAGGUGGCUGUGUGCACCAGGUUCGUUCGGGGCACUUGCAAGAAGACCGAUGGGACCUGUCCCUUCUCGCACCAGGUGUCCAAGGAGAAGAUGCCCGUGUGCUCCUACUUCCUGAAGGGCAUCUGCAGCAACAGCAGCUGCCCCUACAGCCAUGUGUACGUGUCCCGCAAGGCUGAGGUCUGCACUGACUUCCUCAAAGGCUACUGCCCGCUGGGUGCCAAGUGCAAGAAGAAACACACGCUGCUGUGCCCUGACUUCUCCCGCAGGGGCACCUGCCCCCGGGGUGCCCAGUGUCAGCUGCUGCACCGGAACCAGAGGCGAGCCAGCCGGCGGGCGGCCACUCCGGCCCCAGAGCCCGGCAGCACGCCCCCUCGGAGCCGGGCCUCCACCAGCCACGGGCCCAGGAAGGUCUCGGCCACCCAGCGCCCCGCCAGACAGAUGUCCAGUGCCUCCACCUCUACGGCAGCCGGCUCAGCCUCCCCCCAGUCCCCCCGGGCUGCACCCUCAGCCUCUUCCUCAUCUUCCAAAGCUCCUCCCCGCGUCUCCUCCCCCUCUUCCUCCUCCUCCUCUUCCCCUCCCGUGCCCCUUUCCCUGUCCCUCUCCUUAGACCAGGAGGAACCGUCCUUGCAGGAAGCUGCCCAGGCAGUAUCCAGCUCCGGGGGCCUCUCCAAGCUGCCGUCCUUCAUCUCCCUGCACUCCACGCCGAGCCCUGCAGGGCAGCCCAGGGCCCAGACCCCUCGGACCCUCCCCAUCAAGGACUCAGGGAGGCCUCUGCACAUCAAGCCUCGGCUGUGAGCUGGCAGGACACACCACGGCCUCGUCCGAAGAGAGGCUGCCGCGCUAAGCCUGCUGCCGGCCCCACGGUG
This is a messenger RNA of Sorex fumeus (smoky shrew), 2818 nucleotides long. RefSeq names its product zinc finger CCCH-type containing 3 (gene ZC3H3). The record is from RefSeq and is a predicted model, not a curated record. Lineage: Eukaryota; Metazoa; Chordata; Mammalia; Eulipotyphla; Soricidae. Gene Ontology annotation, molecular function: metal ion binding. Gene Ontology annotation, cellular component: nucleus. The transcript has 12 exons. Bases 15 to 2747 code for a protein of 910 amino acids.